Naegleria fowleri is the source of this 1431-nucleotide messenger RNA. RefSeq lists its product as uncharacterized. The coding region runs from base 1 to 1431 and encodes 476 amino acids. Lineage: Eukaryota; Heterolobosea; Eutetramitea; Acrasida; Naegleriidae. Gene Ontology annotation, biological process: intracellular signal transduction; protein phosphorylation. The transcript is spliced from 4 exons. Gene Ontology annotation, cellular component: nucleus; cytoplasm. Gene Ontology annotation, molecular function: ATP binding; protein serine/threonine kinase activity. The record is from RefSeq and is a predicted model, not a curated record.
AUGAAUCGUUUCAAACUCAAUCAGCUUAUUGGUGCCGGAACUUAUGGAAGUGUGGUGAGAGCAGUGAAUAAGGAAACAGGAGAGGUGGUGGCCAUCAAGAAAAUAAAACGAACGUAUUCGAGUUGGGAAGAAUGUAUCAAACUCAAAGAAGUACAGACCCUCCGAAAAUUAAAUCAUCCAAAUAUUAUCAAACUCAAAGAAGUCAUUCGUGAAAAUCAAGAAUUAUAUUUUGUGUUUGAGUUUAUGGAAGCCAAUUUAUAUCAAGUCAUGAAGGAUCGCGACAAACUCUUCUCGGAAUCCAAGAUUAGGAAUAUUAUUUAUCAGGUCCUUCAAGGUCUUGCGUACAUGCACAAGAGUGGAUACUUUCAUCGUGACAUGAAACCAGAGAAUUUGCUCGUUCAUAGAGAUACGGUAAAAAUUGCAGAUUUUGGAUUGGCGAAAGAAACUAGGUCACGACCUCCCUUCACUGAAUAUGUCUCUACAAGGUGGUAUCGUGCACCAGAGGUUUUGAUGAAGUCACAAAAUUACAAUUCACCGAUUGAUCUAUGGGCUGUGGGUGUCAUUAUGGCCGAGUUGUACACGUUUCGGCCUCUCUUUCCAGGACGAAGUGAGCCAGAUGAAAUUUUCAAAAUUUGCUCUGUGUUGGGGACUCCAACUCGGGAGACCUGGGAGGAAGGCUUAAAACUAGCUGCCAGUAUGGGAAUGAAAUUUCCUCAAUUUGUUCCAACCCCGUUAGAAAAUAUCAUUCAAAACGCCAGUCAUGAAGCUAUUCAACUCAUGACAGAUUUAUUGAAAUUUGACCCAAUGAAGAGACCCACUGCAAGCCAAGCCUUGCAAUAUCCGUUUUUCCAAGUUGGUAUUUCAGUUCCAAUUCCUCUCAAGUACAAUAUUAAUAGUCGAGUACAAUCAGGUGUGACACGAAAUAAUAAUAAUGAAAACCAAAACAAUGCAAUCACACAAAGUAGCAGUAAUAAUAACAACAAUAAUGGUGAUGAGGUUCUUCCAUUAUCAAGUAUGAAUAAUUUUGGAAACAACAAGAAACCAGUCAUGAAUGUACAGUAUCAAGGCGUAAAGUCUUAUCCUCCUUACGCCAAUCAACAAGGUGGGCUAGCUCACCAUCCUCAACCACAACCAAUAGUUCCCUUUCCAAAUUACAGUACACGAUCUCCAAACUCUAAUAGCUCUUCUUCAGCAGCAACCUCCAAUGGAAAUAAGUUAUUUUCUUACUCGCGAUACAAACCAGGUGUUCAGUCGAGUGUAGAUAAGUCACAAGUGACCUCACGAGAUGGACGAGGGUCCUCCCGUGGUGGAAGCGGUCUUUCUCGAAAACGUCUCCAACCGAGAAGGGUUGAAAAUCAGCCAAGUCAUUAUUCGAGCAAUUCUACACAACAAACUCCACCCUCAUCCUUGUAUGACUUUUCCAGAAAAUAA